AUGAGAGAACACCAGAACUUUAAACAAGAAACAACAAUUGAAUUCAAUGCAAAUGUAGUUGGUUGGGGUUUCCCAUAUUUUGUUCCUCUUAGCAAUAUAGGAGAUCCUAAAGAAAAUUAUCUUGUGGACGAUACUCUUCUAAUAGAAGCUGAAAUUACUGUCAGCAAUGUUAUGCAUCCUUCAGUAUCAGUCGAGACAAAAGAACCUGAACAACAAAGCAUCCAGGCACCACCACCUCCUCCAGUCAUCGCUAAGGAAAAGGAACUUCCAAAGGAUCCCUCGGUUGAGUCUAAAGAAUCCUCCCAAGAUGUGCUAACAAAAUCUAAGAGUCUCCUAACAGAGCUUUCAAGCAGAACUACAACCCAAAGAUCAUCUUCAACUGAUGAUAUUUCAGUUUCACCUCAGCCUGAUAAUUUGCAGCAAGAAAAUGAAGCAUUGGCAGGAUUCUUUAACAUGUCAUUAGAGGCAAUCCAACAGGCUAACGUCUUUGGCAAUAUUGAAGAAAUAAUCCGUACACUUAUUCCAAAUACAAACGAUUUGCAAAAGAAAACAGUUCUUGAAGAUCUUGCCUCUCGAUUAAAAGAGUUUCAAGAAAUAAUCCCUACUGCUAAAGCCACUGUAGAAGCAGCUGAGAAUCGUAGGAAAUCUCUUCUGGAGAAAACAACAAAGCUUGAUUCAAAAUUAGCAGAAAGUCGAGAGAAACUUCGUUCCUUGGAUUCUGAGCUCUCAAAGAUUUCAAAUGAAGUGAAGAAAAUUGAGACUGAAAUUCAAUGGUUAACUGCUCAGAAAGAGAAGCUUCUCGUCGAAAAGAAAAAUGUUGUUGCUCAGGUGGAGAAAGCUAAUCCAGAAGCAUUAAAAGACUUGGAAGAAUGGAAAAAGCUUGAAGAGGAAAUGAAGCAAGCUAAUGCUGAGUGGGUUGGAGCAAAAGAGAAAUCAGCAUUAGCUAAUGAAAAUGAAGCCAAGCUAAUGCUGAGUGGGUUGGAGCAAAAAGAGACAAUCAGCAUUAGAACUAAAUUCGUUGGAGAAACUUCACAAAGGGAGGAGUUAGGUGUCUUUGAAAAUGCUUAA
This is a messenger RNA of Jatropha curcas, 1068 nucleotides long. The record is from RefSeq and is a predicted model, not a curated record. Lineage: Eukaryota; Viridiplantae; Streptophyta; Magnoliopsida; Malpighiales; Euphorbiaceae.